GGUUUUCCUCCCAUUCGAGCCGGCUUCGUCCCCUUCCUCUUCGUCGCCAUCCACCGCCGAAGUCGAGCCCCGACUCGGGCUUCGUUGCCAUCUCCGACUUCCUGUGAGUCGCCAUCCACCGCCGAAGACGAGCUCCGUAUUGGGCUUCGUCUCCAUCUCCACAGAAGACGAGCUCUGACUUCGUUUCCGUCGCCAUCUCCGCAGAAGACCAUCUCCGAUUUCGAGUUUCAGACCACGGGCGCAUCUUCAUCUUCUUCCACGCGAGCGAUCUUGGUCUUCGACCAUCGAUCUGGAGUCUUCGUCCAUCGGUACCGAUCUUGGUCUCUGUUUCAGCGAGCGAUCUUCGUGUUCGCCAUCUCCGACGAAGUCGACCUCCGAUUCCGACUUGCAGACCGCCGUUCAUCCUCGUCGCCAUCUUCGUCCACGUGCUAUUUUACAAACGAGUGGUUGCCAAAGUACAGAUGCCAGUUCCAAAACUAAGGGCCAGUUGCACUCCAGAUGCAAUGAGAUCAAAGGAAGGGAAUGAUUCACUUGACACUUUCAUCAGACAAGCAAUAGGGAACGACCCUUUUCUUUCUUUCUCUAGGACAGGGGACAGUCAAGGGCAGUUGUUUCAUUUACUUCAUCAGGCCUUUGAACAGCCAGGAUGGCCCUUGAUGUCCACGUUGAAGGUUCAGAUGCAGAAGUGUGACAAAUGCUCCCGGGAAUUUUGUUCUACAAUCAACUACAGACGACAUAUUCGUGUACACCGCCGAUCUCUAAAUUUUGAUAAGGAGUCCCAUAAAAGUAGGGAUCUGUUGGGAGCAUUUUGGGAUAAGCUGUCUUCGGAUGAAGCCAAGGAAAUUGUUUCGUUUAAGGAUGUGACUCUUGAGGAAGUUCCUGGGUCUACAAUCAUAGGAGCGUUGACAUCGUUCAUCCAUCCACGAAGGCUCUGUACUCUCCCACAAGUGUACGUCGAAGCUGGAUCUGCACUUUUGGAUAUCAUCCAAGGUAGACCUAGGUUUCCCAUGUCUUCCCAGGAACUAUUUGGUAUCCUUGAUGAUGCAAGCGAGAAGACAUUCUUAUGUGCUGGUACAGCUGAAUCAAUGAAAAAAUAUGUUUUUGAUGGGGAAGCUGGUAAAAUUGGACUGGAGAUGAAGAACUUAGUUGCUUGCACCAGCUUCCUUGUUGAACAGAAACUGGUAUAUAUUUUCUUCUUUGUAUUAUUGUCAAAGGCCUGGCUUGCUGACAAGGACGCUGAAGCUUUGAGAUGUCAGAAGUUGCUUGUGGAGGAGGAGGAAGCUGCUCAGAAAAGGCAAGCUCAGCUGCUGGAAAGGAAAAGACAGAAAAAGCUUAGGCAGAAGGAACAGAAAGUGAAGGAGCAGGCAAACUGGGAGAAGCCAGAUCUCAAGGACGCAACUGCCGAUACAUUGGACAGUCCACCUUCUGUAGGAACGUCCAGCCCUCCAGUUGGGUCCGAGUCCAGUUCAAAUGACCUAGAGACACCAGUAGAACGUGCUGUUUCACUUCUUGAACUCGUCCAGUCCUCAAUGAUUGAAGAAGAUGCAGAAACUGAAGCUGAAUUUGGAAUCAGCAAUGAACACAAUGAAUCAGCCACCCGUCUUAAUGUUGAGCGCCGAGUGGUGCAAGGAAGCAGUCGUCGGCAUGUAGUUACCUACCGGUGGCAGGUACCUAAAUCCCAAAGGGGUGGACGAAAUGGCUUUCAUGCAAGUCAGAAUCCUCAGCCAUUGAAACUUGAACCUAUGCAGAAGCAUGGUGCCCCAAGGGCUCCAAGGUCUGCUUCUGCAGUCAAUGGUAACAAAGUUUGGACAAGGAAACCAAAAUCCGAAAAUGAUAGAGAUUGCCGAAAGGACAGAUUAUUGAAAGAGGCUGUAAACCAAACAGAUCAGAGUAAGAACUGCGAGGUGAUGCUGAUUGGUUCUAUAUCCGUUACUCUGGGAAACUCUGGGCAGCUGCAGGGUGAUGGCAUUUCUGAAGCCCAAGAGAGUCACAGUGCUGAGCAUGUAACAUCGAAGAACGGCGGUCAGGAGAAGCCCACAAAGACCGAUCCUGUUCAUGGUGCUUUACACCGAUCCACAGUUAUUUGGAGGCCGGUUAGCCGGCACAAAACCACCAAAGGUUCAAUUUCAGUACAGAGUAGCAUUGGAGAAUCGAGAGAGGAGACAGUAGUAGGAACAGGUGGUGAUCGGCCGUUGUCCAGUGAAAGCUGUCUAACCUCAUGCGCUUUGGAUGAUGAUGAUGUUUGCGACAGUGGCAGCAAUUCUCACCCACUUGCGGAGAGAAGCGCGCAGACAGAAGGCAUCCUCUUCGCCAGUGAUUCCGCAAAAGCUUUUCUUACCCAGAGAUGGAAGGAGGCCAUUGCCGCGGACCAUGUGAAACUGGUCCUGUCCCCGGAACCCGAAACCGAAUCUCCAGGACGCUGUGACACCGGAAAUGACGGUCAAACAGUCGCACCAUCUUCGGAUCCUCCCAGACGCAGCAUUCUUGGCGAUGCAGACAAUGCGAGGGUGGUUGUGGAGCCUUCAACCGUCGGAACAGUGAACUUGAGGACAAAGCCCGAAAAGGGCGUAAAAAUGAAGUAUAUCCCCAAACAGAGAACCGUGACUUGAAGAUCAAUUACAAGAUCAUGAAUUUGUUUUUCUUUUUACACCAGAUGUGCAGUUUUAAUUACCCACUCCUCCAUUUACAUUACAUUUCAUAGCAGAGGUUUUGGUUUUACUUGUGAUCUUCUGUUAGAAAAAGAGGGUUUGGCAGGCCUGCGGGUUGCUGGAAUAUUUUACAGUAGGGCUCUUCCCCCCCCCCCCCCCCCCCCCCCCCGGGUUUUUUUUUUUUUUCUUUCUUUCUUUUUGGCUUAUUGAAGGGUUGUCAUAAUAGCAGCAUCAUUUUGGUUAGUGAGGGGUUUGUCUCCUUUGAUGCCUAAAAAAAUUCUGUAAUAAAUUGGGGUUUUAGUCAUUGCAGAGUUACCAUUUGUGCCAUCUUCUUUUGGCAUUUAUAAGUUGUCUCGCUCAAAUGUUUUUGUCAAUUGAAUGGUAUAUAAUGGAAUUGGACGUUUUAGCCUGUUUACUGAAUGUGCGACGUGCAUUUAUGAUA
This is a messenger RNA of Diospyros lotus (date-plum), 3090 nucleotides long. RefSeq lists its product as uncharacterized. NCBI's taxonomy places the organism in Eukaryota, Viridiplantae, Streptophyta, Magnoliopsida, Ericales, Ebenaceae. The record is from RefSeq and is a predicted model, not a curated record. The transcript has 11 exons. Bases 462 to 2609 code for a protein of 715 amino acids.